Messenger RNA from Radiomyces spectabilis, 5007 nucleotides. RefSeq names its product PXA domain-containing protein. The transcript is spliced from 7 exons. Gene Ontology annotation, molecular function: phosphatidylinositol binding. Gene Ontology annotation, cellular component: intracellular membrane-bounded organelle. The record is from RefSeq and is a predicted model, not a curated record. Bases 33 to 4541 code for a protein of 1502 amino acids. Lineage: Eukaryota; Fungi; Mucoromycota; Mucoromycetes; Mucorales; Radiomycetaceae.
UCCUUUAUGCACGGCCACCCCACUCUCGAACGAUGCCAAGUGUGCUAAUGAGUGACGCCGGCGGACUGAAAGCUGUCAAGUACAGUGCGGUGGGUCUGUUAGUGUUGAUGGGAGGCUUACGCUGGCCGUAUGCUGUUCACGCACUAUUGCGGAUCGCACAAUGGGCCGCCGCAAGCAUUUGCGCGCUGUUUGUGUUGAACUUGAUCGUCUUAUACAUCUAUAUCAAGUACUUUGUUUCGCCUGCCAACGAAAGCCAGGACCGUCGAAAAUACCGUCAAGUGGAAGAAUUUCGACCUCUGCGGUUUGUCCACAAGUCCAUAUGGCCGCAAGUCCAAGAACAACGGCGAAAGGACAACACGCGAGAAAAACCUGCCCAUGUCUUUGCCACAGCGGCCGAGUCGGAAGCCUUCGAGGAACUGUUGACGUACGUUCUGAGAGACUUUAUCGACUCCUGGUUCGUGCACAUUUCACGAUCCACCAGUGAAGUCUCGUUUCCAAAGUCGGUCGAUCACAUCAUUCGAUCAGCAGCCAUAGCGUUGAAAAAGCGAGUCGAGGAAACCGAUCUACUUACAGUCAUUGUCAGUCGAAUUAUCCCCAAAGUCACCUCGCACGUCUCUGAAUUCCGUGCCGCCGAGACCGCACUUCGAGGCAAGUCCUUGGAACGAUCCGUCACUCAAUCCGACGAACUCGAUCUACUCUUGGCAUCUCAAUUCCGAGGUGGCAAGCUGCACUCGGCAUUGACAACCGCGGCUGUCACGACGAAACCCACCGAAGUAGCCUACUUGAGACACCUGGUGGAACGAGUCCUGCCUUUUGUUAUUGACGAAAAGGAAAUGCAAAGUGGACCUGUUCGAGUCAUUAUUCGGGAAAUGGUGACCUGUGCGGUGUUGCAACCGGUCGUUGACAUGGUCGCGGAUCCCGAUUUCUGGAACUGCACCAUUGACAGUUACUUGGGGAAAGCCUUGCGAGAACAGAAAAUGGUCCGCAAGUUGCGAGAAGUACUGAACCGACAUUCCAAUGCCAUGGAUGCAACUAUGGAUCCCGAGAUGCCAACCACGGCGACCGAUCCCCUAGACGAUGAGACAUUGGUACCCCAUGAUACAUUCAAACCAUCGAAACGAUCGUCGUUUCGGAAACAAUUUUCGUUGACGUUUCUUGGCGCUGUCAAGGAAACAGACAAUGACACUGGCCUAGAUCCUCGUAAACAGCAUGAGUUUGGAAGCAGUAGGAUGGGCCGGCGAGCGUUUCACGAAUUUCUUAAAAUGAUUGAUGAGGAAAAGAAUUUGUUGGAUCUGAAGCGCGUACGCAAUGACAUCGUCACGCAAAUCCGGAAAAAGAAAGCUCAGAUUGGCGAUCGUGAUCCAGAAGAAGUUAUUGAUGGAGAAAAAGUCGAGGAUGUCACCGUGUAUGUCAAUCGGCUCAGUGUAGCCAAGAAACGAGUCGACAAACGCAUCGCCUUUCUCUCAGGAGAGAAAGAGGAGGUGAGGACCUCUUCCUCCCAUUUGUUUAGGAAUCGCAAGCAGAGCACAUCGAUUGCGACGCCCACGUCGGGUUUUACUUUGGAAGAGAUUUUAAGAAACACGGCAGGAUUGUCGUACUUUAUGGAAUUCAUGGAUCGCCGGCAUGAUAUGUUUAAAUUACAGUUUUGGCUCAUUGUGGAAGGGUUUCGAAGUUCCCCAGUGAGCAAUGUGUACGAGCAACGGCGCGACGAUCGUACAUUUUUGCAAGACGUCAAAAUGGUGUAUGAUAUGUACCUGUCCUCGACCACUCCACACCGACUUCCCGUCAUGGAGCCGCUCGUCAACGAACUCCAUCAAGCUAUUCGUCAUGCCGAAGGAAUCGAGGUGUCGUCGGACACGGAUGCCUCCUUCUCGGCCGAGGUACAGCAAAUCCGGGAAAAACUGUACCAGAUCCAGCAGCAUGUUUUUUGGCAAAUUGAAAAGGAGCACUUUCCUUACUUUAAGCGGUCGGAUUUGUAUUUCAAAUAUCUCGCAUCUUCCCCCAAUCCUGCGACAGAACCCGUAUUGGAAAGACGCAGUUUGGAUGAAACGACGUGGUAUCGACGAACGCCAUCCGUACACAGCGAAACAGAUGUGGCUAAAAACCGUCCUACUUCUGCAUCCAUGGAACGUACCGCCUCCGAUCAUCUACCACAGAAUGAUACGUGGGAUAAGCCCGACAUCGCCAAAGCCGAAUCGGAUACCGAAGUGCUGUCCAGGGACCCAAGACGAAAUCAAACAACGUACAUCACGUUUCCCAGAAGUCUGAAUGCUGGGUCAGCCGAAUUUUCCCGUCGACGCGGUCACGUACGGGCUGCAUCUGACAAUAACUAUGCGUUUUCCCGAUUUUUAUCAUUGAGCAAAGUCCUGGGAUCGGCUAAUGACUGGUGGAAUAUGAUGGACGGGCAAGGCGGCCGUACCAGCCGGCCGGCGUCCAUCAAUGAGACGGCGAAAAAGCGAAACUCGACACAUGGAUCUAUCAAAUCCACCGACACAGAGUAUCCGGAAACCGAUUACGAGGAUGAUGGCACAACGACGAAAUCGAUGCCAAUCAUAGCGGAACCUGAUCGUGCAUUGCUAUCGGAACCUACCACUGCAUUGGCUUCCGAAUCUUCCUUUGUUCCCUCUCCCAUGGCACGUCAACAGCUCGCGAGACGAAACACCGUGGACGCCGUGGAAGCUGAAUUGCAAUCGAUAAUUGAUGAUGACAAAGGCGGUAUCGAUGUGCUACACGAAGAAGAUGAUGAUUCUCAAAAAUCAGAAGAGCACCCCAGUUCUUCCAAAGUCGAACCCAGCACCUCCAGCAGCUCCACCACCGCCAAUCGACAACGACCGAGAUCGCUCUUAUUGAGCGGCGCUCAUAAUGUGAAAUCAUCCAUGGCAUUACCGGUUUCCAGUGUCGAUACGCUACCUCAAUGGACCAGUUCAGGAGGCAUUAAUACAAUCUCUAUCAUUGAGCACAGCGAAUUCAACGAUCACGCCGCCAAGAAAUCCGAUCAAACCGCCAUAUCUGGGCCUGAUUCACCCAGCACAAGCAUCGCACCGGAAAAGACCGCCGAAGAAACAACCAAUGUUCAUCUUGCGCCACCGGGAGAUCUCAUGCUAGCCGACAAGGUAGCCAAGCUUACGGAAGAGAUGGAAAAACUGAUCCAGCAGGAAGCCAUUGUGGAUGCCCUGAUCCAAAAAGCGGAAAGCAAAAAUAAAGUGGAAGAGCUACGCAUUUUGAAGAAAAGCAAAAGCAUGUUUCGUCGCGAGUUGCAACAGAUCAAGUAUCAGCGAAGUCAAUACGAAUUGCAAGAAUCAGAAAACGUGCUGAUGCCGGAUCGCACAACGGUCAGUAUUACGAGUUCUACCAUUGGUUCCGACGAUCACGGCGAUUUCGCAUUGUAUGUGAUUGAGAUUCAACAGCUGGGCUUUGACGGUAAUUACGCGUCGGGAUGGAUCGUUGCACGACGAUACAGCGAAUUCUUUGCCUUGCAUCAGAAACUCAAAACGCGCUAUCCCGCGGUCAAGCUCUUGGAAUUCCCGUCCAAAUGGCCUUUGCUGAAAUUGCAGAAAUCGUUUGUGGAAGCAAGACGCGUCAAUUUGGAACGGUACCUGAGGCGCUUAUUGGAAGACAAGGAGAUUUGCAAAAGCGAAGAAUUGCGUAUUUUUCUGUCUCAGCAAAACAUCUUUGUGCCUGGUCCGGAUCAAUCCGUCUACAGCAUGAAUCCUGAAAACUCAGCAAGGCCAUCCUCCAAGAAAAAGAAAUCGGCAAUGCUGACCGACAGAGGCACUGCCGAUGCGUCCCUGGCCAUGCAUUCUUCGUGUAGCUCAUCAACUGUGGCUUCUACCCAGUCGCGAUCCAUGGUCAAUCUUCAGCGAUCCAUAGCAGCCGAUGCCAUGAGUGAUGCCGCGCUUCACCGCAAACCGUCCAAGGGAUUCAUGAAGCACAUCUAUAAAACUGUCGCUGAGGGUAUCGAUGAUAUGUUUAUUGGUCCAUCCAUGUUGGAUUUGAUCACCCAGCGUCUAGGUGAACAGCUUAUGGACUUCUCAAAUGAUACCACCACCACCACCACCGACGUCCUGAAUGACAGCCCUUCGCCGAAACCGGUACGAUCGGCGCCAAGUUCUUCCAACUCGUCGAACAAAAUGAUGGUAGGAAACGAAUUUGCGCCAGACGUUCCUGUGGAAUUCUCUACCGAAUCCCUAAAGAACAUCGAUCCUGAGGGUGUGACUCGGCUUACCGAACCUUUAUGCGACUUGUUCAUUGAGAUGUUUGAACUCAAGGAGAAAAAUAACUGGUUACGUCGACAAGCUGUAGUCAUCAUUCUCCAGCAAAUCCUAGGGGGCACCAUCGAAAGAAAAUUACGUGAACUCAUUCGAUAUCUGGGAACGGAACCUAUGAUGGUUUUCUAUCUUCGACGUAUCAUUGAUAGCCUUUGGCCUGGAGGUGCGAGCAUCACUUUUAAACCGGCUCGACAACCGGAAGAGAAAGCACAAACUCGUGAAGAAGCCAACCGCAAAUUAUCGGCGUGGUUACCAGGUAGGAUAUCAAGGUAGCAACAACGGUUGGAUUCUUUGCAAUUAACGAGUGAUUAUUUUGCGUAAAGAUCUCCUGGGAAACAUGGUCGGUCGUCAGAAUGCUAGACGUGGCGCCAGACGACUUUUCAGCGUGCUACAAAACAAGCGACUCAAUCAACAUCUGGUGUAUACAUUACUGGACGAAAUCGUGGCGGCUUUGUUUCCCGAUGCUUCACUCGAAAACGUUAGCCAAUCUCGCUCCUGAGCAUUCAUGCCCAUUCCAUCCUCUUUGUAUCAUAAUAUUCCCUGUAUUAUCUUCAUCAUUUAUAUACAUAUAUUUAUCUAUCUACGUAUGCAUGCUAUAAUUGUAAUAUUGUAUUACGCACACCGAAACACCCCCUCUAUUAAAAACAUUAGGAUCGAAACACUGACUAUUUUCAUAUCAUAACUCAUGAAGAAAGGGAACGGUUGUUUUUUAUCGACUUUAGAAUUUUUUGAUUUGCAA